Molecule: messenger RNA, 3141 nt
Organism: Chanos chanos (milkfish)
Lineage: Eukaryota; Metazoa; Chordata; Actinopteri; Gonorynchiformes; Chanidae
Gene: nuak2
Product: NUAK family, SNF1-like kinase, 2
Exons: 6
Coding region: 107-1993 (628 amino acids)
Biological process (GO): protein phosphorylation; intracellular signal transduction; microtubule cytoskeleton organization
Cellular component (GO): cytoplasm
Molecular function (GO): ATP binding; tau-protein kinase activity
Source: RefSeq, a predicted model, not a curated record
GCUAUUUGGAAAACAAAGGCAACUCGCAAACAAUUCUGAUAUGGUAGACAGAACAGUUAGAUAUACAUUGAAUAGUUGAGCCCAAAAAGUUAACUCGCGGGUGGGCAUGGAUCCUUCAGAGUUUGGAGGUGACGAGAGGUCACCAACUUUACCCGACUGUCUUGCUGUGCUACCUGCUGAAAGCUCUCUCAGCCUCUCGAGUUGUGUUGGCCAGGCUCCGGUGAAACGACAGGCGGUCAAGAGACAUCAUCACAAACACAAUCUAAAACAUCGAUACGAAUUUCUUGAGACGCUUGGAAAAGGAACAUAUGGAAAAGUCAAAAAAGCAGUGGAAAGAUCUGGCAGAAUGGUGGCUAUUAAGUCAAUCAGAAAAGAGAAGAUUAAAGAUGAACAGGAUCUCAUUCACAUACGAAGAGAGAUUGAGAUCAUGUCCUCACUGAACCAUCCUCAUAUCAUCACCAUAUAUGAAGUGUUUGAGAGCAAAGACAAAAUUGUGAUCGUGAUGGAGUAUGCAAGUCAGGGCGACCUGUACGACUACAUCUGUGACCGGCAGAAGAUCACAGAGCGAGAAGCGAGACACUUCUUCAGGCAGAUUGUGUCAGCCGUGCAUUACUGCCACAAGAAUGGGAUAGUGCACAGAGAUCUUAAGUUGGAGAACAUUCUGCUUGAUGGCAACGGCAACGUGAAGAUUGCUGAUUUUGGACUCUCCAACCUGUACCAUGGUGACGAGUACCUGCAAACAUUCUGCGGUAGUCCCCUGUAUGCCUCUCCGGAGAUAGUGAAUGGCAGGCCGUACAAAGGUCCCGAAGUGGACAGUUGGUCUCUUGGAGUUCUGCUGUACAUCCUGGUUCAUGGAGCUAUGCCUUUUGAUGGACAGAACCACAAGAACCUGGUCAGGCAGAUCAGCACAGGGGAAUACCGGAAACCCUCCAAACCAUCUGAUGCCUGUGGUUUGAUUCGCUGGAUGCUAAUGGUGAACCCUGAACGGAGAGCAACACUGGAAGAGAUAGCUGGACACUGGUGGCUGAACUGGGGCUAUCAAUGGCCCUUGCUGGCUGAAGGGGACAUGACUACCACAAACCAGAAUACAACAACAGCAACAGCAGCAGGACCUGCCCGCAUUGGUGACUGGCUUCGCAGGACUUCCCGUCCACUACUGGAGAGUGGCUCCAAGAUGCGCUGCCUACUGCGGUCUGGCGGCGGGGCUGGAGGGGACGUGGUCCGUCAGCGUUCUGUAAGGAGAUCUCGGAAGGAGAACAACGUCUCCCAGACCAUGCAGGAAGGGUCCACUGCUCGCCCUUAUAAGGGUAUUUUGAAAAAGAGGGGUAGCCUUAAGCAGAAGACUUCAAAUGAAGCUCAGAGUACAGCCAUGGAGGAAAAAUCGCCGAACACCUUUGUCUUCUCCUCUACUCCAUCCCAGCCUCCCCCGCCACCACCGCCAAGAAAAGGGAUCCUUAAGAAACCAGCGGAGAGGGAGUCAGGAUACUACUCUUCCUCCCCUGAGAGCAGUGACUGUGCCCAGACACCUCAGGCUUCACUGUGCCCCUCUGCUCCUCCACACCGAAAGGGCAUCCUAAAACGCCACGGCAAGUUCUCCUCUGGUGGCCUUAAAGAAUUUGGUUCAUUGGACCAGUUAGCUGCCUGCCUGCCACACGGGACCACCAAGGUACGGCCGGGCGGGGCGAUCAGUGAGGACAGUAUCCUUUCCUCUGAAUCUUUUGACAGACUGGACUUGCCUGACCGCGAUAGAGCUGCAUCAUCUGUGGAGAGGCCAGAGAACAUUAGCUCCAUGAGAGGUUGUGUCUCAGCAGAUAACUUGUUGGAUCUCAGGGAGGAUGGACCAGGGCAUCUGCAGGGAACAAGAAGACGAAAAGGCCUCUGGGAUAUGAACUGUUAUCAGGCUAAUAUGGUGGAUAGUGCUUUCUCCAUCACUGACUGUGUAAAUGUGACUGAGACUUAUAAACAGGCUCUCAGAGGAACUGCUACAAGCUGAGAUACCACGUGUUUAUUUUUGCAAGAUUAAAAACGGUACCUUCUAAUAAUCUUACGAUCUCGUAAUGGCAAUAUAAGCAACUUGAGAUGGCUAUGUGUGACAUGGAUGUAGUGUAUGCAAGGUUAGUAAAUUACAGGUGAACCAUGAAGAAUGAUGUUAUCUCUAGUACAUUCCUGCUUACCAAAGGAAUAGAGAGAGAGGUAGGAACCAAAAAGGUGAAAUUUGUUGCUUUUAAGGGAAAUGUAGACACAUGGGAGAGACAAUAGAAUAUGUGAAAAAAGGAUCUUUUAAAAGGCCUACAGUAUAGUUACUUCCAUUUUUUAAUAUCAUAUGAUCAUCAAAAAUCACAUCUAGAAGACUUGAAAUAAUAACCUAAAGACUUAUUUUGCAAUGUGAUGUUUGGCAGUUUUUUUUAGAGAGAUGACCAUACGAAUUCAUAUGUACUUGCAAGAGAUGAAACUCCAAAUUACUCAAUAAUUUUGGUGUAAUAAUUUUUCAGCCUGUUGAUGUUUCCCCUGAAUGUUUAAUGUCGACACUUUAUGCUAAUUUUGUUUUUGAGGAAGGUGGGCUCACAAAAAAAAAACAAAAAAAACCUAACCGACCAAAGAUUAGUGAGAACAAAUUGUUGAUUGACAUCAAUAUAGUUUUUCAGUUGCUGCUUGAAAGUAGUAGAUAUCUGAUAACAAAGUCAAAGGUCUGACAGUGCAAAGCACAGUGAGCGAUAAGGGGUCGUUUCUGUAGAAGGACACUUUAAGCUUUAGACUUUCGAGUGAGAAACCCUGUUAAUGUUUCACUUUUACAACAAACUAUAAACAGUCUAGACUCACCUGAUGCACUGAAUAUGACUGUGCACCAUUUGUUUAGUGUAAUAUCAUGAUGAAGACUUAUGAUAUUUUAGUUUCCCGACAUGUGUUUCAUAACAAGUCAACAGAGCCAGAUGGCAGGUACAGUAAGGGUAAUAUUUUAUAAUGUCUCUGAAGGCAGGAGAGUUCAUCAUUGUGGUGAUGUCUACUGCAAGUUUUCAAGGCUAAACUGUUCAAAACUGGUUCUUUGCCAGUUUCAGGCAAAAGUUGGACACAAACAUUGAAUUUUGAACUUGAACGUUUUGACCUAUUCCUCCUUUGAUGAUAUUUUCUCUUCAUUUUUUU